Messenger RNA from Saprolegnia parasitica CBS 223.65, 1528 nucleotides. RefSeq lists its product as hypothetical. NCBI's taxonomy places the organism in Eukaryota, Oomycota, Saprolegniomycetes, Saprolegniales, Saprolegniaceae. The coding region runs from base 1 to 1443 and encodes 480 amino acids. Gene Ontology annotation, biological process: proteolysis. The transcript is spliced from 2 exons. The record is from RefSeq and is a predicted model, not a curated record. Gene Ontology annotation, molecular function: serine-type endopeptidase activity.
AUGAAGGUCAUUGUCGCCGUUGCUGCCCUUGUGGCCGUUGCCCAAGCCAAGAUCGCGAGCUCGGUCCUCCGCGAACUCGAAACCACGGGCUCGUCCUCGGUCAUGGUGACCUUUAAGAAGGACGCGACCGAGUCGCUCGAGAACUACGAGCUCAUUGCCAACCCGGCCGAGCGCCGUGAAAAGUUCGUCGAGGCCGCGACGAUCGAAGCGACCAAGCGCGCGUCGGCGCUCGCCGAUGCCAUCGGUGCCGGUGCCGAAGUCAAGAGCUUCUGGAUCGCACCCGUCGUCUCGAUCAAGAACGCCAACAAGGCCACGCUCGACAAGGUCGCGUCGCUCAACAACGUGGUCAAGGUCGAGUCCAUCCACAACAUCAAGCUCACGUCGGUCAUCAAGGGCAAGGAGGACUCGCCCGCCGACAACAGCCGCCCGACUGGCAUCCAGUGGGGUGUCGACACGGUCGGUGCGCCCGCGAUCUGGAAGUACACCAAGGGCAAGGGUGUCGUCAUCGGCUCCAUUGACACGGGUGUCCGCCACACGCACGAAGCCAUCAAGUCCAAGUGGCGCUCGGCCGUGACCGCGCUCCCCGAAGAUCUCGGUGGCCACGGCACCCACACCAUCGGCACCAUGGUCGGCGACUACGGCAUCGGUGUUGCCCCCGAGGCGCAGUUCAUUGCUUGCCGCGGCUUGUACAUUGACAGCGGUGACGACGAGGCGCUUCUCAAGUGCGCCGAGUUCAUGGUGUGCCCGACCAAGCCGGACGGCUCGGACCCGGACUGCACCAAGGGCGCGGACCUCGUCAACAACUCGUGGGGCGGUGACGCCAACUCGAGCCCGUGGUUCGCCGACGUCAUUGACGCGUGGCACAUGGCCGGCGUGACGCCGAUCUUUGCCAACGGCAACGAAGGCCCCGCCUGCGCGACGGCCGGUAACCCGGCCAGCUACCGCAACGUCAUCUCGGUCGGCGCCGUUGGCUCGUACGACGACUCGCCGAACGACCUCGCCUUCUUCUCGUCCAAGGGCCCGGCCCAGUACCAGGAUGCCACUGGCAAGAAGCACACGAUCGUCAAGCCCGAUAUUUCGGCGCCGGGCUUCUUCACGUACUCGGCCAUCAGCGAUAGCGAUAGCCUCUACGACUACUACGCCGGCACGUCGAUGGCGGCGCCGCACGUCGCUGGUGUCGUUGCCCUGAUCAAGUCGGUGCAGCAGGGUCUUACGUACAACCAGAUCUACCGGUACCUGACGACGACGACGGUCAAGGAUGUCUUGACGGCCGAGCCCGAGAAGUGGGUCCUUCGCGACAAGAACAAGACGACCUUCGCCGGCGCGCCCAACUGCGGUGGCGUCUCGGACAAGGCGUGGCCCAACAACCGUUAUGGUUACGGUCGCGUCAACGUCACCAACAUCCUCGCCGGUGGCAAGCUCCCCAACCCCAGCGCGUGCUAAAACGCUCGCGUUGUGCUACCCAUGUCUCGUUUUAUAGUCUGACAUACAAUAUAACUGUGCGUGUAUGAACACCUUGUAAAUUUGC